GAUGCUGAGGUCAGAAGGGCCAGCCUGGCCGGGAGCCCAGCCAGUCCUCCGGCCACGGACUGUGGGGGAGGGGAGGCCAGGCGCCACGCCCCCCUUCCUGCCCUGCCAUCAUUUGUCCCCGCAGACAGGUCUGCCAGCCGCCCUAUCCCCGGCACAAAGCACCUCUGUUCUCCUGGGUGGUCUCACAUCUGGGACUGGUUACCUGCGAGGUGGGGGUCCAGGCAGAGACCGGAGGGUCCCGAGCAGCCGGGCAGGGCAGUGGAAGCCCGGAAGCCCAUGGCCGACCCCCUCGACGUGUGGCCCAGGGCCGGGCUCAGUUUCCUCAUCUGUGUACCAGGCCUCCCCAGGAUGUCAGGGGUCAGGGGGUCAGUGCACAGUCAGGGCUGGGAGCCAGGGACUCCCUGGCCAGGUGGCUGCAGGGUCUCCUCUCUGUGACCUCCCCAGCUUUGAGAUGGCCGUGAGCAGCUACGGUCGCCCUCUUAGGUGGGGCCCCAAGAGAAGAGGGCCCUGCCCGGGUCAGGCAGCUCUGGGGUGCAGCCCUCAGCUCUCUCCUGUGCCCCGAGGCUUCCAGAGCAGUUCACCUCAAAGUGGCGAGGCUGCCGCCCAGCACGUGGACAGCCAAACAGACUCAUAUGUGACCAGGCCACCCAUAGGCGUCGGGCCACCCAGCUGAGCGUCCAGGCCUGGGCCAGCUGCCUACUGGGGCCCGGCUGUGUCUUCGGCUUGGACCGCCGUCCAAGAGGUGCCGUGCGGUCCUGCGCGGAGUCCUAGGCCCUGGAGCUGGCGCAACGCUUCUCCCCUUCUGGAGUGAUCUCUGUGCUCGGGCCUCUCCAGGCCAGGCCUGGGGCCCCUGCACACUGGCGGCAAAGUGCAGGGUUGCGGUGGGUGUGGGGGCUCUCUGACAUUCUCAGCCUGGAGGGUCUGCCCACUUAGGAGGACGGCUGGGCAACCUCAAACGCCAGGACUCUGGGGCCUCGACCCUGCUCUGGCCCUGUCGUCCUGCUGUGUGGCCUCGGGCACUUACGGAGCCUCUCUCCCACGUCCCUGUCUGUGAGCGGGGCGGUGUUUAUAUGGAGCCGAGGACAGCAGCGCUCGCAGGCGGCGCUGGACUCAUACAGGGAGCGAGAGGAGCCCGGAGCUGGCGCGGGGCCCGGCCUGCCCUGACCACCGGGCUAUGCGCACCUCCGUCCGUGGAGCUACUCGCUCUGGGACGCUGCCUCUUGGGAACCCCCAGCUCCCUGCCGGGGGGCCGCCCUCCCCGAGUGGGGGCCUGGCCAGGCUGGUCACUCUGCCGCCCGGGGCCUGCUUCCAGCCACACUGAACGGGCGGCGCGGUGAUCGGGCGCGGCCUCCACAGGGCGAGAGGUCACGGCUGCAGCUGGGGGCCCGUGUGGGCCGCGGAGCCCAGAAACUUCGAUGCUCUCAGGAAGGAAAACAUUUACGAGAACAACAAGCUGGCCUUCCGCGUGGCGGAGGAGCAGCUGGGCAUCCCGGCCCUGCUGGACGCCGAGGACAUGGUGGCUCUGAAGGUCCCCGACCGGCUGAGCAUCCUGACCUACGUGUCCCAGUACUACAACUACUUCCAGAGGGGCGCCCCCGCUGAGCGCACGGCCGGUGUCAAAAGGCCGCCGUCCGAUGCCAGUGAGGAGCCGUCUGGAAAGAAGGCCCCGUCCCAACUCACACCCAGCCCGGCCCGGGGACAGCCACUGUCUCCAGUCAGCACAAACCGCACGGUCCAGCGGAGGGAUGGGGGCACGGAGGGUCCCCCGCAGAAGGCUGGCCAGGCCGCGGGGGGCUCCCUCAGCAGCAGCUGCGGCGUCUGUGGGCAGCACGUGCACCUCAUGCAGCGCCACCUGGCGGACGGGAGGCUGUACCACCGCGGCUGCUUCAGGUGUAAGCAGUGCCCCAGCACGCUGUACUCGGGGGCCUGCAGGGCCACAGGAGAGCCCGGCGUCUUCGUCUGCUCCAGCCAUCACCCCGAAACCACCUCUGCCAGCCCCACGUUGCCCAGCCUGGCCUCCAAGCGGCCUGGGGCCAUGUCCGGGGACCCGGAGACCCCUGGAGGCCUGAGGAAGACGCAGGAGGCGAGUGGACAGAGAGACGCGGGGCCAAAGGCCAGGCCGCCCGGCUGGGAUCCCGCGGCAGGCAGCGCGUCUGCCAGAGGUUCCGCUCCAGCUUCAGCCGACCCGCCAGCCCCCAUUUCAUCCCGAGUCCCCGUGGGGAGCCCAGCUGCGCCCAGGCUCAUGGCGGGCCCCGCAGGGGGUGAAGCCAGAACUCAUGUGACCAGCAGCUCCCUGACAGUAUGGCCAUCGCCAGCAGGCAGACCCCGGCCCACCGGGACCCUGUGUGCCCCGGACCCUUGCCCAGCCACACCGCAAGGCUGGGCCACACCCCGAGUCACAGCCCCCCAGACCAAACUCAGUUUUAGGCCGGCAUCUCCAGUGCCAGGAAGCACCCCGGCCUGGACCCCGUCAUCCUCUAAGACCCAGCAGGCUCGGGAGCGGUUCUUCCAGACCCCCGGAGCUGCCCCCAGCCCUGGCCCGCCCGCUGCAGAUGCGCCCUCCAUGGACGGCCGCAGGGAGCAGGCGCUGAGCUUCCUCCGCAAGGCCCUCCCGGAGCUCGGGGCGCCCGGCAGAGCUGGAGGCCCCGGGAACGAGCGCCAGAGGGCCCCCACCGCCGCCACCCCUGCUCCCAGCUCCCAUCCCAGAUCUGGGGGGCCCGGAGCCAGUCCACCAGCCAGGGCAUCACAGCCGGCGUCCCCACAGACCCUCAGCUCCCCUACGAGGACGGGGCCUCCCCCGGCCCCGGGUGUGGGCAGCGCCUCAUGGCCAUCCCAGGAGGCCAAGAAGGGCUCAGCUGCCUCCUCAGGGGCCGUCGGGGCCGGUGCUGGCUCCAGGCUGAAGCCAGAGGCCCCGCUGGCCAAGGGCCCGGGCGCCAGCCCCCAGGGUAGCCCGGAGGACCAGCCGGCGGGGUGGAGGGCCCGCCUGAAGCCCGUGGAGAAGAGCCCUGCGGACAGGGCCCCGGAGCCAAAGGAGCCUCAGGUCCUGGGAGAGCCGAGGGCAGGCGACGCAGCUGGGAAGGCGUCCGGGAGCUCCAAGGGGGGCAUCCGGAUCACGCUGACCUCUGUGCGGGUGGACAGGACGCCGGGUGCGGCCGGCCCCGGGGCCAGCCUCCCAGCCGCAUCUGCGUCCGCAUCCCCUCUGAGGAAGCUGGCCGUCCCAGCCAGCCUGGAUGUUUCUGGCGACUGGCUGCAGCUUGAACCGUCAAGGAAAGAAGGCCCUGCCCAGAGCCAGAAAGAGGAGGAGAAAGGUCCUCCUCAAGGCAAACCAGGGAGGCCGCCAGGCCCCGCCGGUGUAGCCGCUCUGCCUGCCAAGUCGGCAACCUCCCCAGUCACGCUACACCCCGACUACAUGCCGCCCGAGAUCCAGCGGCAAGUGCAGGACAUUGAGAGGCAGCUGGACGCCCUGGAGCUCCGGGGCGUGGAGCUGGAGAAGCGGCUGCGAGCGGCCGAGGGGGAUGACUCGGAGGAUGCCCUCAUGGUGGACUGGUUCCGGCUCGUCCACGAGAAGCAGCUGCUGUUGAGGCUGGAGUCGGAACUGAUGUACAAGGCCAGGGACCAGCGCCUGGAGGAGCAGCAGCUGGACCUCGAGGGGGAGCUGCGCCGGCUGAUGGCCAAGCCGGAGGGUCUGAAGUCCCCCCAGGACCGGCAGCGGGAGCAGGAUCUGCUGGACCAGUACGUGGACACGGUCAACAACCGCAGCGACAUCAUCGACUUCCUGGAUGAGGACCGGCUUAGGGAGCAGGAGGAGGACGAGGUGCUGCGGAGCAUGAUCCAGAAGCUGGACCUGCAGAGGAGCGGCGAGGAGCAGAGGAAGAAGCCCCGGUUCCGCUUGUCCAGCAUCUGGUCCCCCAAGAGCCGGAGCAGGACCCCCGAGUAGCCGCUUGGCGGCGCUGCAGAACCCUCGUCUGCGGGCCGGGUGGGACCCACGCUGCCCCACUGCGGGGUCGGGGCGCCUCAAUAAAGAAACUGACGCGUG
This is a messenger RNA of Capra hircus (goat), 4036 nucleotides long. It is a transcript of the gene MICALL2, whose product is annotated as MICAL like 2. The coding region runs from base 1514 to 3937 and encodes 807 amino acids. The record is from RefSeq and is a predicted model, not a curated record. Gene Ontology annotation, molecular function: protein binding. The transcript has 18 exons. Lineage: Eukaryota; Metazoa; Chordata; Mammalia; Artiodactyla; Bovidae.